AUGGAUAAUAUCGAAAUUAUUGACGAUAAUGCUACACCGGAGAAAAUACCAAAUGUUAGUUAUUAUUUGGUCAUACUUGAUAAAGAAGAUGAAACAAUAAAUUUAAUGACAGAGAAAAUGAGAAUUGGUGAGAUCAGAUAUUCUACACUACCAAUGGAAUAUCCACCAACUUCUUUAGAAGGAAUUGCCAUAGUAUAUAAUAUUGAAACUUGGGAAAGUUAUGAAUCAGCUUUUAAUAAUAUGCAAUAUUCUCAAGGACGUCCCUCUGGAGGUGGUGAUACAUCUGAUCUUAAAGAUAAAAUUCAUACAGAAGUUGACAUAGAUUAUGAUUUUAUUCAUACUUCUAAUAAACCACUAUUGGAUCAGAAAUCUAAAGAAGCUAAGACAAAAUAUCUUGCUACAAUUACUAUAAAUUGUCCAUUUGAUAAUGAAAAAUAUAAAGAUAAAAGCAAAGAAGGUAAUCAUUAUUUUGAAAGGCUUAAAAAUGAUAUUGAUCUAAUAUUACUUUUAGGAAAAUUAUUCAAUGGUGAAGUUAAAUUUAAAGAAAAAUAUCUUGGUUAUAUUCAGCAAUUAGCUACUUUUUCAAAUAAUCAAAUAAUGGUUAUUUGUAUUUCUGAAGUUAUGGCUUGUACUUGGAUUAAAUUAGAAUAUUUUAAAGUUAAUAACUAUGAUUCACAAUAUAAUAUAA
Molecule: messenger RNA, 688 nt
Organism: Funneliformis mosseae
Lineage: Eukaryota; Fungi; Glomeromycota; Glomeromycetes; Glomerales; Glomeraceae
Source: the annotation of a GenBank genome assembly